Molecule: messenger RNA, 1435 nt
Organism: Physcomitrium patens
Lineage: Eukaryota; Viridiplantae; Streptophyta; Bryopsida; Funariales; Funariaceae
Source: RefSeq, a predicted model, not a curated record
CUGAACAUUCGGGGAAGAAAGUCAUCGUCAUCGUAGUCGUCGCAGUCGGUAAAUUUGGAGUAGUGGGUGUCGGUGAGGAGCCGAUUUCGAGCUCAAUUUAGUCGCCGAGCGAGCGCCCCCAGAUCACGAGCUUGGGAGUCCUCCUCCUCGUCGUUGAGCUUCGCUACGCAGGAGCCGCGUUGUUACCUUGACCCCAGGUUCAACCCGACCUACGAAAUGCACUACAACACGGACGUUCUGUGGCAGAUUCCCGAGAGCCCGAGAGGUGUGAUGUACUUGGCCCAUGGCCGGUUCCUGGACAUUUUCUCCUUCUUCGAUCGGUCUCCGGGGUGUGAGCGCUGCUACGGCCUCCCCGAAGACAGGGCUAUUGUUCUCGACGCCUUGGACCGGAAGUAUGCCGUCAUUGUGGUCAAGAGCUUGGGAGAUGAGUGGGACUCAUGGCCGAUCGAAACUUCGAAGGAUAAAGUGGUAGUGACGAGCAUUGUCACAGAUUGGGUUAUGGAGCAUGGUUUGGAUGAGCUGCCAAUGGUCGGAUUUGGGUACUCCUCCGGCGGGAACUUCACCUCCAUGCUGUCGCCGAUUCUCGGCAUGAAAUCCAUUGUCAUUCUUGAUUCUCCGGGUGUAUAUGAAAUAUUAGAGAACGCAGAUGCGAGCUAUCCUCCCACUCUAUAUUUUUACAUGCCCAAGGACCCUUUCUUCACGAGUCAAAUUCUCCGAAAUGUAGAGUUGAUGAAAUCGCGAGGGGUGAAAGUUGAGCACGUGCCCAUGCUCGAGUUUCCCAUUAUUCUCGAGUUCUUCGCCCUUCGGAACCCCUGCAUCAGCAACGAGACGUCGAGGAGUAUCUUCAGAGCACUCUUGAACGCAAAACUUCUCGACGAGAACAACCUUGUUACAAUCAGUCCCUGGGAGUUCGACUACAACUCUUGGAUUGAAGAGAAUGAUCUUCUCUCAGGUUGCAUCCCCCACACUUGUCUGUCAGAGCAAGUUGUGCAAGAGCUGAACAUUGCAUUUGCUUUCCAUUCCAUGAGUAGUACAAAGAACGAUAUUAUGUUUGACUGGUUUGAGUCAUCCCUAGAAUCUGAGGUAGUAAAUCCUAUGCUUUCAAACGUUUAGUUGGUGUGAGGUUGUAAAUGCUGGACAGAGACUUAUUUCAGGAUCGGUGCGAGAUUGUGGAGCUUUCUCCUAUGUGGUCCAUUCCAUGUUGACAUCAGUAGUCCAUGGUUUUGAUUUUCUUUUUAUAAAAAGCCCGCUGAAAUUUCAGAUAAUAGAUAUCCCAUUCUGUGUUCAUUAUGUUAUUUCAGCCGUAGCUUUAUUUUAGUCUUUCAUUCCCUUGAAGUAGUCGAGCAAGUCGGUUAAUAUAAUCAAUCAGGAAUGUACUUAAAUCUGCGUCUAAAUCUUAUAUCUGUGGGCAUUGGAAUGUCCAGUGUCAAUCACA